GUGAGAAAAGUGUUUAAGAGUUAUUUUGUAAAAAAUUCUUCCAAAAGUAGGAAAAUGGAUAUUUUCAGAAUUUUCUUUGCUUAUGUUCUUCCAAUGAGUCUUGUGAUUGCAACACCUGUCCAAGAGGUCUCAGGCAAUUCGAAUCAAGUUUUAGAGCCUGAAGAGAUUCCUGAAUUAUCAAUUGAACCACGUGUAACAUGUGACCUUCUGGGUCCAACAGGAUGGGGAGAUGCACUGUGUGCUGCACACUGCAUUGCUCUUGGACAUAAGGGUGGUUGGUGUGAUUCUCAUAAAGUCUGCAAUUGUCGCUGAAGAAAAAUAUUUCUUUUCCUUCAAUUUGUAUCAAAUCUUUCUAAGAAAUAAAUGUUCUUUAUUUAUUGAA
Molecule: messenger RNA, 382 nt
Organism: Lutzomyia longipalpis
Lineage: Eukaryota; Metazoa; Arthropoda; Insecta; Diptera; Psychodidae
Product: U-Asilidin(12)-Dg3b-like
Exons: 2
Coding region: 55-312 (85 amino acids)
Biological process (GO): defense response to bacterium; humoral immune response
Source: RefSeq, a predicted model, not a curated record